Wallemia ichthyophaga EXF-994 is the source of this 1641-nucleotide messenger RNA. RefSeq names its product Autophagy-related protein 22. The record is from RefSeq and is a predicted model, not a curated record. Bases 1 to 1641 code for a protein of 546 amino acids. Gene Ontology annotation, biological process: amino acid transmembrane export from vacuole. The transcript is spliced from 6 exons. Lineage: Eukaryota; Fungi; Basidiomycota; Wallemiomycetes; Wallemiales; Wallemiaceae.
AUGAAGUUUAAAUUGAGAGAUACUCUCAAGACUGGCUGGUUCGUCGCUCAAGCUGCUUUCGAGCCAUAUAUUGUUGCUUCGGGGGCUUUCUUUAUUCCACUCGCACUCGAGCAACUGGCUACUGAAAACGCUGGUCACGAUGGUCGCAUUUCAUUCCUCGGAUGGAGAGUUGAAAGCGCAUCUUACAGCUUGUACGUAGGCAGCAUAAGCGUCGUCAUUCAGGCCUUGGCUGUGAUUUCACUGGGUACAGCUGCAGACAAUGUAUCACACAGACUACACCUCCUCACAGCAUCCGCCGUCAUAGGCUCAAUCGCCUGUAUGUCCUUCUAUCCCCUCACAGGGCUCUUCUGGCCAUUAGCAUCCAUCGUGGCAGUUCUCACCCAGACGUCUUACGGCGUAGGCGGCGUCUGCUUGAACUCGUAUCUCCCUUUUCUCGCCAAAAGGUCAGCUAAGCGGGUCAAAUACGGCCUAGAUAACAACUACACUCCGAUAAUCACGCACGAGCCUGAAGAGGGGGAAGAUGUCGACGAUAAUGCCUCUUUCUCCCACUCAGAGUGCUCGUCCUCAUCUGGCGACGCUGACGUCGAAAGUGAGGGUGGAUCGGUCGACAAUCACAGCGUACAGACGCACACUGCCAAAUUAUCAGCUUAUGGUCAAGCAAUAGGAUAUGCAUCUGGUAUCGCACUACUCAUAGUGUUACUCAUACCCCUCAACAUACUCUCCAAAACACCUCAUCCGCCCAACAACCCUGUCCCGCCGCCCGUCUUAGUAAUUGGAGCAAGGAAGCUGUUUAGUGAACGGAGCCCAGUCGUCGCGAUACGCGCGUGUGUUAGUCUCACUGGUGUGCUAUGGGCCUCCCUGUCUGUACCUGCCAUUACACUCAUUAGGAAGGACACUCCAGCUACGGAGGGAAGGCUAGGUGAGAACACACUCACGUACAAAGAAGCUAUUAAGGCUGCAUGGAAGAGACUCUACCAGACAUUUCAAGUAGCAGAGAUUAAACAACUUCAAUCGACGUACUGGUUCCUUCUCGCCUGGGCAUCUCUAUCGGAUGGAUUUGCUACUAUUACAUCAACAGCCAUUUUAUUUGCGAAGACACAGCUGCACAUGCAGAGCCAGCAGCUGCUCGCUAUAACGGUGUUGUCACCACUAGCUGGUGCGCUGGGGUCGAUGUCGUCACCCUAUCUGCAGAAGCGACUGGGAUGGUCGAACCACCGCUCACUUGUAGCGCUCGUCUUAGCUGGUCUCUUGGUCCCUCUCUACGGUCUCCUUGGGUUUCUUCCACUCGUUCAACAAGCUCCGUUCGGCGGGUUUACCACUCAAGCUGAGAUGUUCGUCUUUGCAGUAUAUUUCGGUGCCAUAUACGGCGCAUUUCAGUCAUACGCCCGUACCGUAUUCAGCGCCCUUAUUCCACCUGGUCGCGAAGCUCACUGGUUUAGCAUCUACGCCAUCUCCUCAAAAAGCACCUCAUUCGUUGGUAGCUUGUUGGUUGGUCUGCUUGCUGACAAAUCUAGUAAUAUCCGUUCAGGCUUUUUCGCUAUCGCCGCCCUCUUCAUUCUGCCCCUUCCCGUUCUCGUGCAUAAAAUUCGUCCUAAUCAGGGCGCUGUUGAUGCAAGAAUUUACUCUCAAGCUAGGUCGUGA